Molecule: messenger RNA, 2949 nt
Organism: Balaenoptera acutorostrata (minke whale)
Lineage: Eukaryota; Metazoa; Chordata; Mammalia; Artiodactyla; Balaenopteridae
Gene: KIF17
Product: kinesin family member 17
Exons: 15
Coding region: 70-2949 (959 amino acids)
Biological process (GO): microtubule-based movement
Molecular function (GO): ATP binding; microtubule motor activity; microtubule binding
Source: RefSeq, a predicted model, not a curated record
GGUGUCACCGAGGGCUACAACGGCACCAUCUUUGCCUACGGCCAGACAGGCAGUGGGAAGUCCUUCACCAUGCAGGGCCUGCCGGACCCCCCCUGCCAAAGAGGCAUCAUCCCGAGGGCCUUCGAGCACAUUUUCGAGAGCGUCCAGUGUGCAGAGAACACCAAGUUCCUGGUCCGGGCCUCCUACCUGGAGAUCUACAAUGAAGAUGUCCGUGACCUGCUGGGCACUGACACCAAGCAGAAGCUGGAGCUGAAGGAGCACCUGGAGAAGGGGGCGUACGUGAAGGGGCUCUCCAUGCACACGGUGCACAGUGUGGCCCAGUGCGAGCGCGUCAUGGAGACGGGCUGGAAGAACCGCUCGGUUGGCUACACGCUGAUGAACAAGGACUCCUCCCGCUCCCACUCCAUCUUCACCAUCAGCAUCGAGAUCUACGCGGUGGAUGAGCGGGGCAAGGACCACCUCCGGGCAGGCAAGCUGAACCUGGUGGACCUGGCAGGCAGCGAGCGGCAGUCCAAGACGGGUGCCACGGGGGAGCGGCUCAAGGAGGCCACCAAGAUCAACCUGUCGCUGUCGGCGCUGGGCAACGUCAUCUCGGCCCUGGUGGACGGGCGCUGCAAACACAUCCCCUACCGGGACUCGAAACUGACGCGGCUGCUGCAGGACUCGCUGGGCGGCAACACCAAGACGCUGAUGGUGGCCUGCCUGUCGCCCGCUGACAACAACUACGACGAGACCCUCAGCACGCUGCGCUACGCCAACCGAGCCAAGAACAUCAAGAACAAGCCUCGCAUCAACGAGGACCCCAAGGAUGCCCUCCUGCGCGAGUACCAGGAGGAGAUCAAGAAGCUCAAGGCGAUUCUGGCUCAGCAGAUGAGCCCCAGCAACCUGUCAGCCCUGCUGAACAAUCAGGUGCCCCCAAACCCCGUCCAGAUUGAAGAGAAGCUGUUGCCCCCAUCUGUGAUCCAGCAUGACACGGAGGCCGAGAAGCAGCUGAUCCGGGAGGAGUACGAAGAGCGCCUGGCCCGGCUGAGGGCCGACUAUGAGGCAGAGCAGGAGUCCAGGGCCCGGCUGGAGGAGGACAUCACUGCCAUGCGCAACUCGUACGAUGUGAAGCUGUCCACACUGGAGGAGAACCUGCGCAAGGAGACAGAGGCUGUCCUGAAGGCAGAAGUCCUCUACAAGGCCGAGGUCAUGUCCAGGGCUGAGUUCGCCAGCAGUUCUGAGUACUCACCUACUUUCCAGUACAAGAUGGCCGUGAAACCCGAGAUCUACUCCAUGCCUGGCACCCUGCCCAGUGAGGGUGUCUUCAAGACUGAGGUUUCUUCCAGGUUUGAGGAACUGCCCAAGGUGGAGGCCUCUGAGUCGGAGGUUUCUCUUGGGUCUGAUGAGUCUUCCACGCUCGAAGAAAAUUUCAUCUCCACGGCUUUCCCUGGGCCCAGGGAGCACUCCAGCCUGGAGGCCCCUGUGCCCGAGGUGGAGGCCCCGAGUGGACACUUCCUGGAUGAGGAUGUCAGCCGGAAGGCCACGGAGCCCCUGUGGGAGGAGGAGCCCUUCCUCCAGGGAGAAGAGCCCCACCUGAGGGCCCUGGAGCUACUUCCGGGCCUGCACGACCCAUUUGCCGAGGUGGAAGCCAAGCUGGCCAGGCUGUCCUCCACGGUGGCCGGGCUGGACGUGCCCCAGGCAGACGUACCCAAGGUCGCCACACAGCACCCCUCCCGGACAGAUCUGCUGGAGCCUGGUGACCUCAGGUCUGAAGCUGAGGCGGCCAACGACCUCCUGCCCAGGACUAGAACACAACGGGCCAAGGGCAGUGGGAGGAAGGCUUUAAAUCUGCCCACAUUUGUGGAGAGAGAAAGCGAUCUGCCGGCUUCUGGACCUGAUCUCUGGGAGGUUGACCUGGGCCUGGGAGUGACCGAGGAGGUGGUGUCGGCAGCAGAGCCCAGUGUGGGAGCCGAGGGUGAAGCCCAGGUGGCCUUGGAGGCUCAGCCUCAGUCUCUGCUGGCCAUGACAACUGCGAGAAGGGACAGUAUGGAGGUGGCAGUGCUGACCGAUGACCUACUGCCCACUGUGGACCAGCAGCAGGUGCUUGCCCGCUUGCAGCUGUUGGAGCAGCAGGUGGUCGGGGGGGAGCAGGCCAAGAACACGGACCUGAAGGAGAAGCACAGGCGGCGGAAGCGGUAUGCAGACGAGCGCAAGAAGCAGUUGGUGGCGGCCCUGCAGAACUCGGACGAGGACAGCGGGGACUGGGUGCUGCUCAACGUCUACGACUCCAUCCAGGAGGAAGUGAGGGCCAAGAGCAAGCUGCUGGAGAAGAUGCAGAGGAAGCUUCGGGCGGCAGAGGUGGAGAUCAAAGAUCUGCAGUCAGAGUUUGAGCUAGAGAAGAUCGAUUACUUGGCCACCAUCCGUCGGCAGGAAUGUGACUUGAUGCUCUUCCAGCAGCUCUUGGAGCAGGUGCAGCCCCUGAUUCGCCGAGACUGUAACUAUAGCAACCUGGAGAAGAUAAGGCGCGAGUCCUGCUGGGAUGAGGAUAAUGGCUUCUGGAAGAUCCCCCAGCCCAUCAUCCUAAAAACCAGCCUCCCAGUAGUUUCAACAGGGCUACAGAACAGAUCAGCCCGCAAAACCUCCACAGCGGACAAUGGUGAACCAGGCACGGAGGAGGACCGCUACAGGCUGAUGCUCAGCCGGAGUGACAGUGAAAACAUUGCCAGUAACUACUUCCGGCCCAAGCGGGCCAGCCAGAUCCUCAGCACGAAUCCCAUGAAGAGCCUCACUCAUCACAGCUCGCCGCCAGGCCUCAGCUCCCCACUUGGCAACAGCUCUGCCAUCCCACCCACCCAGGCCCCUGAAAUGCCCCAGCCUCGGCCCUUCCGCCUUGAGUCCCUUGACAUCCCCUUCACCAAGGCCAAGCGUAAGAAAAGCAAAAGCAGCUUUGGCGGUGAGCCUCUGUGA